UUAACUUUUCUGUCUUUUCUGUAUCGCUUACAGGAUAAUAGAGGUGAACAACAACAGUCCUCCUCUGACCUUUAAGCGCUUUCAGACCAUUGUGAGCAGACUGGAGUUGCCCCGGAGACCUCUGCCAACCAUCACCAAGCAGCAGAUGGACAAAUGUCGCACUAAAAUAGCCGACAACCACGACCAGCUAUACAGUAUACCUUCACUGGAAGAACUGGGUUUCAAGACAGAAGGUUUACCUCCAGCUGUGUGGCAUGGAGGAGAGUCAGAGGCCUUGGACCGCCUCAACAAACAUCUGGACAAAAAGGUGUGGGUGGCCAACUUUGAGCACCCUCGUGUCAACACGUGCUCCCUGUACGCCAGUCCCACUGGCCUCAGCCCCUACCUGCGCUUUGGCUGCCUCUCCUGCAGGGUGUUGUACUACAACCUCCGAGAGCUCUACAUGAAGGUACCGUGGAUCCCCGUCACUCUACCAGAGAGAUUACUUCGGGUUACACACACGAGAGUCAGGUCGAUUUCCAGUUUUCUGGUCUGGUGAACGAGCUUAAACCGGUUUUAUUUAUAACCUGCAUUUGUUUUUGUGAAUGAAUGUUUUUAUUUUAGUGUCAUGCCACCUAGUGACCCAUCCCGCAUGGGAUUAUAUGACACCUUUGCAACAAGAUGCACAAUAGUCCAAAGUACAUGUUUCAUUACAUGAAGAUAGUUUCUGGUAUUACGAGCA
Plectropomus leopardus (leopard coralgrouper) is the source of this 721-nucleotide messenger RNA. The record is from RefSeq and is a predicted model, not a curated record. Lineage: Eukaryota; Metazoa; Chordata; Actinopteri; Perciformes; Serranidae.